This is a messenger RNA of Dufourea novaeangliae, 2942 nucleotides long. RefSeq names its product importin subunit beta-1 (gene Fs(2)Ket). Gene Ontology annotation, cellular component: nucleus; cytoplasm. Gene Ontology annotation, biological process: protein import into nucleus. The annotation marks the transcript as partial. Gene Ontology annotation, molecular function: nuclear import signal receptor activity; small GTPase binding. The record is from RefSeq and is a predicted model, not a curated record. The transcript has 5 exons. Lineage: Eukaryota; Metazoa; Arthropoda; Insecta; Hymenoptera; Halictidae.
ACGAUCGCGUUAGGAGAAACUUGACACUCGUGACAGUAGUUUUGCAUCGUUCACGGGAUUGAACCUAACCGCCUGAAGUCUGAACCACGUUACUGAACCAGUAAGGGAAACGUAAGUGAAUCAUAUUAUCGUUUCGUUUCGACCAUCAAAAGAGUCGGGUGUGUGUGGUGGGCGCGAGAAAAUCAAAGGAGUGCGGAUAUUACUGCGCGGCACGUUGUGGAAGGAAGCAGAAACUGAGCACUGGCAGGAAGUGGGUAGAAGGGGGGUAUAUCGUUGAGCCAGUUGAUUCGGUGGUGUCUACAUGUGGCUGUCCGCCGGUCGUGACAAGGAGACGUUUCGUAUCAGCGUAUAAAAGUUACGUAUCGCAACGGUAUCAGCUGAAACCAAAAGCCGAAAUCAUGCAGAUGGAUCCAACGACGGUGCAACUGAUCCAAGUCCUCGAAAGGACCGUCUCGUCAGACAAAAAUGAGCUUGAAGCAGCUCAGAAUUUUCUGGAACAAGCAGCACAAGCUAGUCUUCAUGAGUUCAUGCAAAGACUCAGUGGGGUGUUGGUUACGGCUGCUGCAAGUCCAGUUGCCCGUAUGGCAGCAGGUCUACAACUCAAAAAUCAACUCACAUCCAAAGAUACCCAGUUGAAAUAUCAAUAUCAGCAACGUUGGCUUGCAAUUCCUGUAGAUAUCAGGGAAUUUAUCAAGAAAAAUAUUUUGGGAGCACUUGGGACAGAGAACAACAGGCCAAGUUCAGCGGCCCAAUGUGUCGCAUACGUUGCGGUUGCUGAAUUACCUGUUGGACAGUGGGGUGAUAUUAUUCAGUUACUAGUCAACAAUGUUGCGAAUCCAGGCAGCACUGAGAUAAUGAAGGAGGCAACAUUAGAAGCCAUUGGUUAUAUUUGUCAGGAAAUAGAAAGUGAUGUUUUGGUACCUCAGUCUAAUCAAAUUCUCACAGCAAUUAUUCAUGGCAUGAAUGGGUCUAGUACUUCGAAUCACGUUCGUCUUGCAGCUACAAGUGCACUCUACAACUCUUUAGAAUUUACAAAAGGGAAUUUUGAAAUAGAGAGGGAGAGAAACUUUAUUAUGGAAGUAGUGUGUGAAGCAACACAAUCCUUGAACACUCAAGUUAAAGUAGCUGCUUUACAGUGUCUUGUGAAAAUUAUGUCCUUGUAUUAUCAGUUCAUGGAGCCUUAUAUGGCGCCAGCUCUAUUUCCUAUUACAUUGGAAGCUAUGAAAUCAGACAUAGAUGAAGUUGCACUACAAGGAAUUGAGUUCUGGUCAAAUGUAUCGGACGAAGAGGUAGAUCUAUCCAUGGAAGAAGGAGAAGCUACAGAUGGAGGGAGACCACCUGUAAAAGUAUCAAGGCAUUAUGCGAAGGGAGCACUGCAGUAUUUGGUACCAGUUCUGAUGAAAAAACUAACCAAGCAAGAAGAAUUUGACGAUGAAGAUGACUGGAAUCCCUCUAAAGCAGCCGGAGUGUGUUUGAUGUUACUGUCUUCUUGUUGUGAAGGGGCUAUUGUUCCAUUUGUUCUUCCAUUCGUGAAGGAUAACAUUAAGAGUCCAGAUUGGAGGUAUCGGGACGCUGCUUUAAUGGCCUUUGGAUCGGUUCUUGGUGGCUUGGAUCCUGGAACUGUAAAACCAUUGGUAGAACAAGCCAUGCCAACGUUGAUCGAACUGAUGUAUGACAGCAGCGUCGCUGUAAGAGACACUGCUGCAUGGACAUUCGGUCGAAUCUGCGAGAUUAUACCAGCAGCAGCGAUCAACGACACGUACUUGAAACCUCUGCUAGAAGCUCUGAUAAAUGGCUUGAAAGCAGAGCCACGUGUGGCGGCAAACGUUUGUUGGGCGUUUACGGGAUUGGCGGAAGCCAGUUACGAGUCUGCGGACGCGUCUGAACGUGGGUCACAACCAGAGACUUACUGCAUGUCUCAAUAUUUCGAUUUCAUCGUCCAAAGACUAUUAGAAACGACAGAUCGUCCCGAUGGAGCUCAAGCGAAUUUAAGGUCUGCUGCGUAUGAGGCUUUAAUGGAGAUGGUCAAGAACUCUCCCCGCGAUUGUUACGUAACCGUGCAGAAGACGACUAUGGUGAUCUUGGAGAGGUUGCAGCAGGUACUGCAGAUGGAAACACAUAUCCAGACACACUCCGAUCGGGCACAGUACAACGAUCUGCAGUCGUUGCUCUGUGCCACUUUGCAAUCCGUACUACGUAAAGUUACUCCAGAGGAUGCCCCUCAAAUAUCAGACGUAAUAAUGACGGCGUUAUUAUCCAUGUUCAAUUCGAACUCGUGCAAAGCUGAAGGUGUCCAGGAAGAUGCUCUUAUGGCUGUAUGUACCUUGGUCGAGGUGUUGGGAGAUGGUUUCCUCAAGUACAUGGAUGCUUUCAAGCCUUACCUCUUCCUCGGUUUGAAAAAUCACGCAGAAUACCAAGUCUGUUGCGCCGCUGUCGGUCUGACUGGCGACAUUUGCCGAGCUUUGAAGAACAAAAUGCUACCUUACUGCGACGAGAUCAUGACUCUGUUGCUCGAGAACCUUGGUAAUAACACGGUCCACCGUUCCGUGAAACCACAAAUUUUCUCUGUUUUCGGUGAUAUUGCUCUCAGUAUCGGACCCGAAUUCAAGAAAUAUUUGGACGUAGUAUUGCAAACGUUGACGCAAGCCUCGCAAGCGACCGUCGACAGGAGCGAUUACGAUAUGAUCGAUUACCUGAACGAACUCCGGGAGGGUGUCCUCGAGGCAUACACCGGCAUAGUGCAGGGUCUCAGAGGCGAUGCUACGAAUCCUGGAUCGGACGCUGCGGUUGCCCUCGUGGAGCCACACGUACCUUUCAUCAUUCAGUUUAUUACCACGAUAGCUCAGGAUCGCGAACAUUCGGAAGGUAACAUAUCGGCCUCUGUUGGCUUGCUCGGUGACUUAGUCACGGUGUUCGGGGUAAAAUUAUUGCCAAUGGUAGAC